UCUGACACUGAGUGUGUGUGCGUGUGAGGUGCGUGUGCGUGUGCGUGUGUCGCCUGACCGGAUAAUGACAGAAGUUUUCAAUGUGGCUUCAGUACAUCGUCAUUAAGCCUGCCUGUUAUUUUACUGCAUCCUAGACGUGUCAACGUUUAUUAUCACCUCCUUUUACUAGAGGGGAAAAAAUCCUACAUAUUUGACUGACCGCGCAGUUACAUCUGGAACUUUUGAUCAGCGACCCAUCGGCCUUCUUUUUGACAGUGGAGACAAGCACUUGGAGCCCGCUGAGCGGAUCGGGGUGCCACCAUGGGAAACCGGGGGAUGGAAGACCUUAUUCCCCUCAUCAACAAGCUUCAGGACGCUUUCAGCUCCAUCGGCCAGAGUUGCAACUUGGAACUGCCCCAAAUAGCGGUCGUCGGCGGCCAGAGCGCGGGGAAGAGCUCCGUUCUGGAGAAUUUCGUUGGCAGAGAUUUCUUGCCCAGAGGGUCUGGAAUCGUCACCCGUCGUCCACUCAUCCUGCAACUCGUUAACAACAAAGCAGAGUAUGCAGAGUUCCUUCAUUGUAAGGGCCGUAAAUUUGUGGACUUUGACGAAGUCCGUCAGGAGAUUGAAGCAGAAACUGACCGGCUCACCGGAUCCAACAAGGGCAUUUCACCCAUUCCAAUCAACCUUCGAGUCUAUUCCCCCCAUGUGUUAAACCUGACCCUGAUUGACCUGCCGGGAAUGACAAAAGUGGCUGUUGGAGACCAGCCUGUAGACAUUGAACACCAGAUUAGAGACAUGCUGCUUCAGUUCAUCACCAAGGAGAGUUGCCUCAUUCUGGCCGUCACUCCCGCAAAUACUGACCUGGCCAACUCAGAUGCCCUCAAGAUUGCCAAGGAGGUCGAUCCUCAGGGUCUGCGGACUAUUGGCGUGAUUACCAAGCUGGACUUGAUGGAUGAGGGGACUGAUGCUCGAGACAUUCUGGAAAACAAACUGCUUCCUCUUCGCAGGGGUUACAUUGGGGUGGUGAAUCGCAGUCAGAAGGACAUUGAUGGGAAGAAAGACAUCCGUGCUGCUUUGGCUGCUGAGCGCAAGUUCUUUUUGUCCCAUCCUGCAUACCGACAUUUUGCAGAGCGCAUGGGCACGCCACACCUGCAGAAGUCACUGAAUCAGCAACUUACCAACCACAUCCGUGACACUCUGCCAGGGUUGCGCAGCAAGCUGCAAAGCCAGCUGCUCUCCCUUGAGAAAGAGGUUGAGGAAUACAAAAACUUUCGUCCUGAUGAUCCUACACGCAAAACCAAGGCGUUGCUUCAGAUGGUACAGCAGUUUGGUGUGGACUUUGAGAAGUGCAUCGAAGGCUCGGGGGAUCAGGUGGAUACCUCCAACUUAUCUGGAGGAGCAAAGAUCAACCGCAUUUUUCACGAGCGUUUUCCUUUUGAGCUGGUGAAGAUGGAGUUUGAUGAGAAGGAGCUGAGGAAAGAGAUCAGUUACGCAAUCAAAAACAUCCAUGGAGUCAGGACAGGCCUGUUCACCCCAGACUUGGCGUUUGAGGCCAUAGUGAAAAAGCAGGUCAUUAAGCUGAAAGAACCGUGUCUGAAAUGCAUCGACAUGGUCAUCCAGGAGCUCAUCAACACAGUCAGGCAGUGCACUAAUAAGCUUGGAUCCUAUCCUCGCCUUAGAGAAGAGACUGAGCGAAUUGUCACCACUUACAUCAGAGAGAGGGACAGCAAGACUAAAGACCAGGUGCUCCUGUUAAUUGACAUUGAACUCUCCUACAUCAACACUAAUCAUGAGGACUUCAUCGGGUUUGCCAAUGCGCAGCAGAGGACGGCUGCGAAUGCCACCAAGAAAAGAGUCAUGCCGAACCAGGGAGAGAUUCUUGUUAUCCGUCGAGGCUGGUUGACAAUCAACAUUAGCAUCAUGAAGGGAGGCUCCAAGGACUACUGGUUCGUCCUCACUGCAGAGUCCCUUUCCUGGUACAAAGAUGAAGAAGAGAAGGAGAAGAAGUACAUGUUGCCACUUGACAACUUGAAGCUUAGAGAUGUGGAGAAGGGUUUCAUGUCCAGCAAACACGUCUUUGCCAUAUUCAACACUGAGCAGAGAAACGUGUACAAAGACCUGCGGCAGAUCGAGCUGGCGUGUGACACUCAGGAGGACGUUGACAGCUGGAAAGCCUCGUUCCUCAGAGCUGGUGUUUACCCUGAGAAAGACCAGACUGAAAAUGAAGAUGCGAUGAUUCCGAGCGACACCGUGUCUAUGGACCCACAGUUGGAACGGCAGGUGGAGACCAUCCGCAACCUGGUGGACUCGUAUAUCAGCAUUGUCAACAAGUCCAUCAGAGACCUCAUGCCCAAGACCAUUAUGCACCUCAUGAUUAACAAUGCAAAGGACUUCAUCCACUCUGAGCUACUGGCCUACCUGUACUCAGCUGGGGACCAAAGCAGCCUAAUGGAAGAGUCUGCUGAGCAGGCUCAGAGGAGAGAUGAGCUGCUCAGGAUGUACCAUGCUCUGAAGGAAUCUCUGGUCAUUAUUGGUGACAUCAGUACCACCACUGUUUCAACCCCUGUGCCUCCACCAGUAGAUGACACCUGGAUCAAAGAGUCUAGUCCUCCUGCAGGAAUUCGCCCUGCUUCUGCAACCGCGCCCCCUCCAAACCGACCCCCGGCAGUCAGGGGACCCACACCUGGUCCUGCCCCACCGUUGAAUCCCUCACCGGCAUUCGGGGCUCCACCUGUCCCCACUCGACCUGGCCCACCGCCUGCCCAGUCCGGUUUUGAUCCAAACGUUCCGCUGAUUCCCUCCAGACCGGCACGUGUGCCUCCUGCGCUGCCGCCGGGCAUCCCAAGGCGCCCGCUUCCACACACUCGUGGCAAUCAAAGGUGAAGGACAGCUGAAUGCAGCGCAAACUGGCUCGGCAUGCAAGGAUGGAUGUCCACUCGGUUUGUGACACAUCAGGAAUUUGUUUCCCAAAGCAGAGGAUGACCUCUAAAUUAAAUGCAUGAUGUGUUAUUCAAGUUCAGUAAAGUGUCAUUUGCCGCAGGAUACAGUGGAUGUGGAUCUCAAUCCACGUCCUGUGCGGCAAAGUAUGCACAGGUGCACCUCCAAUUAAAUAUUGUAGAAAGGUUCAUAUAAUUCAGUACCGGUAGUUAUUGGGUCAUUUUUAAAACUUAACUCAUAUUUUACAGAUUCAUUUAACACAGAAAAAUAAUUUUCAGAAGACUAAUUCCAAAUUUCUAUUGGAAAAAUAAUCAUACUUUUUUUACGUAAUAGUUUGAGAUGGUAGACUUUGGGUCAGAAAAAUCUGAAAAACCAAUGAAAUAUUUUACUCUAUAUGGUGAAUCGAUAUUUUUUACUUUUUCCAAUCGAACCAACUGAAGUCUUGCGCAAUAUAUUGAUUGUACUGCAUACAUGCAGAAAUAUACAUUUGUCAUUGAAAACUCAUUCAUUCAUUUAUGAAUGCAGAUGGCAUAAAAAUAUUUCUUGACAUAUUGUCAUUGAUUAGUUCAGGUAGUGUGGGUUUGGUUCACACUCAGCGACAAUGUGAAUGUAAGCCUGAAAAAGUGUCUGUUUCUUAAUUUUAAUCUGCACAUGCCCUCUGUCGCUCUAUGAUUUUAAUCUGCACAUGCCCUGUGACUGACUGACACACCCAGUUCAGUGUGUCGUCCGCCUUUUGCCCGAAGACACCUGGGAGAGGCUCCAGCACCCUGUGGCCCUGCACCAUUUGGGGUUGUCAAAACAACUUGAAUCACUUCUCACCUCAUUUGAAAAAGAUGAACGCAUAUCACUGCAAUAUAAAACAAAUGUUUAUUUGUGAGCAGCAAAUUGCUGUAAUCGUGGAUUUUUUUUUGUUGUAAUUUUUGUGGUUUUAUUGUUCAACUCAAUAUUGAAGACGUCUGUCUCAUCAACACAAAAAUUCAACAAACAUUAAAAUCAAUGCAAAGGCUCCCAUGAAAACCUUGCUUUGAGCAUUUACUGUGGCAGAACCACCCACUGGAUGCAAUGGGCAAAAAAAAA
Molecule: messenger RNA, 3993 nt
Organism: Hippocampus comes (tiger tail seahorse)
Lineage: Eukaryota; Metazoa; Chordata; Actinopteri; Syngnathiformes; Syngnathidae
Product: dynamin-2-like
Exons: 21
Coding region: 301-2862 (853 amino acids)
Biological process (GO): synaptic vesicle budding from presynaptic endocytic zone membrane; receptor internalization
Cellular component (GO): plasma membrane; cytoplasm; microtubule
Molecular function (GO): microtubule binding; GTP binding; GTPase activity
Source: RefSeq, a predicted model, not a curated record